AUGGAUAAUGAAAUACUCAGUCAAGAACACCAAGGUGAUACAAAUACUUUAGAAGUUGUUUAUUUAAGAUUGCAACAAGAGAUACCUGAAGGUUCUUAUUUAAAAACUGAUUUUAAAAGUUGGAUAGAAGAUAAGAAAAGAGUUGACAUAAAUAUUGAAAGCAGUUUAGAUGAAAAUGAAGAGUAUACAAUCAAUGGUAACAAUGACAAAGAAAGUACUCAGUUCAUCACCUUUCAAAGAGCAAUGAAAGUAAUACUUACAUAUGGACAGUGUGUGGGUUUGAACCCAGUCACAGCAAUAUUGAAUCACGAUAUAACAAAAAUAAGAUUCAAACUGUACUCAUGGAGAUUUUUAUAUACGGCACUAAUAGCGAUUUUCCAAACACUUGCAGCAAGCGUCACCUUGUAUAAGCUUUUCACUUCAGCUUUGUCGAUACGAUCACUCGUGGAACUAAUAUUUUUCUUCACAUGGAAAGCAUCGGAAGUACUUGAAUGUUCUGUAUUGGAUUAUCAUACGUUUGAGAAAAUCGUUGAUAAUAUGUUCCCAGCGUUCUUUGAAAUCGGUGUUCCUUACAAUAUACUGACCGCCACAUUGUUACAGAAUUUUCUAUCUCCAUCUAUUUGGGGCACUCUUCGAGAGGACUACAACCGAGCAACUCGUCUCAUCAGACGGUUUGACGACGUGUUCAGUGGUCUCGUACUUUUGUCUUUUGCUAUCAAUCUUUUCUGGAUCUGUUUACAGAUAUUUAAUAUAUUAGAAAACGGUAUAAAGCCAAAACCUAAAAGUUUGGAAAUGUGUCCUCAUUAUAGCAAUCCGCCCUUCCAUGGUUACGAGCAUUCAAUUUUCACAUUGUCAUCCUUGACAUUCUUGGUAGCGAGAUUUACGACUAUGUGUCUCUCAGCAGCUAGCGUGAACGUCGCCUCUUUGCUGCCGGCUUCGGUUCUUUAUAAAGUCCCCUCCUGUUCUUAUUCAAUUGAGAUGGCAGGUACUAUACUAACUUAUGAGCUGGUGCUUCUGCAGUUAAGUGGUGAAGAACUUGACGAUUCUUAA
Arctia plantaginis is the source of this 1050-nucleotide messenger RNA. Lineage: Eukaryota; Metazoa; Arthropoda; Insecta; Lepidoptera; Erebidae. The record is from the annotation of a GenBank genome assembly.